GCCUCGGCGAGCCGUUCUAGCAGCGCUGGUCUCGUUGGCCUCUGGCUCUCUAGCUCGGGGGAUCUCUCUCUAUGGUCGUGGCCUCCGGAAGGGGCCAGCCUCCGCUAUGCGGGAUGAGGGGCUAAAACCCGGACAGGAUGCGGGCUCCGGGUGCAGGCACGGCCUCCCUGGCCUCGCUGGCGCUACUGUGGCUGCUGGGGCUACCAUGGACCUGGAGCGCAGCGGCGGCGUUCGGUGUGUACGUGGGCGGCGGCGGCUGGCGCUUCCUGCGCAUCGUCUGCAAGACGGCGAGGCGGGACCUCUUGCCUGCUGCAGAGAGACCGCAUCCUGGGCUUUGGGAGGGGGCCUGUCUGGCCGUGGCCGUGGCCGUGAUGCUCGUCUUGGCCUCAGCGGUGGCCGAGGUGAGCGGGCAGCUUGGGAAGAGCCUUCUCAAGUUUUGCUCUGGAGACUUGGGACCCGAGGGCGUCCUGCCUGACACUCACCUCCUGGACCCGAUGCUGAAGGAGGCGUCCACCAACCCCCUGGCACAGUCCCCUGGCAAGGGCAUGGACGAUCGGCUCUUCUACAUCUACACGUCGGGGACCACGGGGCUACCCAAGGCCGCCAUAGUCGUGCACAGCAGGUACUACCGCAUCGCAGCCUUCGGCCACCACUCCUACAGCAUGCGGGCGGCGGACGUGCUGUACGACUGCCUGCCGCUGUACCACUCUGCAGGGAACAUCAUGGGCGUGGGGCAGUGCCUCAUCUAUGGGUUGACGGUUGUCCUCCGCAAGAAAUUCUCAGCCAGCCGCUUCUGGGACGACUGCGUCAAGUACAAUUGCACGGUGGUGCAGUACAUCGGGGAGAUCUGCCGCUACCUGCUGAAGCAGCCAGUGCGCGAGGCCGAGGGGCGGCACCGCGUGCGCCUGGCCGUGGGCAACGGGCUGCGGCCGGCCAUCUGGGAGGAGUUCACGCAGCGCUUCCGCGUGCAGCAGAUCGGCGAGUUCUACGGGGCCACCGAGUGCAACUGCAGCAUCGCCAACAUGGACGGCAAGGUUGGCUCCUGUGGCUUCAGCAGCCGCAUCCUGACCCGCGUGUACCCCAUCCAGCUGGUGAAGGUCAACGAGGACACCAUGGAGCUGCUGCGGGAUGCCCAGGGCCUCUGCAUCCCGUGCCAGCCCGGGGAGCCUGGCCUCCUGGUGGGCCAGAUCAACCAGCAGGACCCACUGCGCCGCUUCGACGGCUAUGUCAGCGAGAGCGCCACCAGCAAGAAGAUUGCCCACAGCGUCUUCCGCAAGGGUGACAGCGCCUACCUCUCAGGUGAUGUGCUGGUGAUGGAUGAGCUUGGCUACAUGUACUUCCGGGACCGCAGCGGGGACACCUUCCGCUGGCGAGGGGAGAAUGUUUCCACCACGGAGGUUGAAGGUGUGCUCAGCCGCUUGCUGGGCCAGACAGACGUGGCCGUGUACGGAGUGGCUGUGCCAGGAGUGGAGGGAAAAGCAGGCAUGGCAGCCAUCGCAGACCCCCACAGCCAGCUGAACCCCAACUCCAUGUACCAGGAGCUGCAGAAAGUGCUGGCACCCUACGCCCGGCCCAUCUUCCUGCGCCUCCUGCCUCAGGUGGACACCACAGGCACCUUCAAGAUCCAGAAGACCAGGCUGCAGCGCGAGGGCUUCGACCCCCGCCAGACCGCGGACCGGCUCUUCUUCCUGGACCUGAAGCAAGGCCACUACCUGCCCCUGGACGAGGGCGUCUACACCCGCAUCUGCUCGGGCGCCUUUGCCCUCUGAGGUCCCUCCCUGCCAGCUGAGACCCCGCUGAGUCUGGUGGGCCCUGUCCCGGGGCUGCCCCUCCUGCCCAGCCACUAGCCACAUGCCGGCCGUCUGCAGGGUGCGAGGGACCGAGCCUCAGCGUCCUGCUACUCCGCGCCCCUGCCCCUGGGCACCGUCUCCGCGCUUCCCGGGAGCUCCGUGUGCGCAGGGCCCAGCUGCUCUCCAGGUCUCAUCCCUGUCUUGUGUCCCUGGACCUGGAGCAGGCGUCCCGUCCUUCUGUGCCUUAGGAACCGCCCAGGCCUCCCGCUGCGCUGGUUCCAGAUGUUUAGGGCUCCAAGAGGCCCCGCCCUCCCCGGGAACGAGGGGCCCAUCCAGGUGCCUGGCCCCGUCCGCGGAGUCUCCUGUCUGGGCUGCUGCCCUUUUGCACUUUGCCAUCCCUGACCCUCCUGGUUCCCCCAUUCCCCUUCCGAUGCCCUGGAAGCUUCCAGAAUGAACUGUGACAACUUGAAUGUGCCCCUGCCCACCUCUGUCUAGAUGUCUCUGUUCAGGUGUCUCCUCAGAGCGCCCUCUAAGGGGCCCUGAAGACUGUCCGGGCUACCCAGCCCCCUGCUUCCUGUCCCUGGCAAAGGCCCUGUGUGUCCCCACUUGUGUGACUGCUGGAAGGACCUGGGAGAGGGCAGCAGUGGUGUCAGGGAGAUCUCCUGCCAGGGGGUGUCACCUGAGGGCCUCAGGGGGGUUCCAGCCUGUCAGACAUACUCCCAGCAGCCACUCCUGAGGGUCCCAGGGGUUCUGCUAGUGACGGUCAGACCUUAUGUUGUUGGUGACAUCUGUGCAGUCCCCUUGGGGCAGCUCCCUCGCUCCCUUCCUCUCACUGGUGGCUCAUCUUGGACCCAUGUGCCAGCCAGUUGCAGUGGCCACCCAGAUGCACAUUACCCUCCUGCAGCAGCACCGUCCAGCCCUGAGCGGGGUGGCAGUGGCGAGUGUCCCCACCCUGCCUGGCAACAGCUCCACGCAGGGCUUUUGUUCCCUAGUGGAUUUUAAGAAAUAAACCUGCAGAGCAUCUGGCACCUGCCGGAAGC
Messenger RNA from Ictidomys tridecemlineatus (thirteen-lined ground squirrel), 2830 nucleotides. The record is from RefSeq and is a predicted model, not a curated record. NCBI's taxonomy places the organism in Eukaryota, Metazoa, Chordata, Mammalia, Rodentia, Sciuridae.